AUGGAUGAAAUGGAGGAAGAGUUAAAAUGCCCUGUUUGCGGCUCUUUUUUCCGGGAGCCCAUCAUACUGCCCUGCUCCCACAACAUUUGCUUGGCUUGUGCUCGGAAUAUUCUUGUGCAGACCCCCGACGCCGAGUCUCCACAGAGCAGCCGAGCCUCCGGAUCCGGCGUCUCCGAUUAUGAUUACCUGGAUUUGGAUAAAAUGAGCCUGUACAGUGAGGCGGACAGUGGAUAUGGUUCCUACGGGGGCUUCGUCAGUGCUCCGACCACCCCUUGCCAAAAAUCGCCAAACGGAGUGCGGGUUUUCCCCCCGACUGUCCCCCAGCCUCCCCCGCAACAGCACCUUCUACCGCAACCGGGCUCUUUACCACCGAUCCCCCGCAACUCCUGUAUCACUUGCCCGCAGUGUCACCGCAGCCUCAUCCUGGACGACCGGGGUCUCCGCGGAUUCCCCAAGAACCGGGUGCUCGAAGGGGUUGUGGACAGAUAUCAGCAGAGCAAAGCGGCUGCUCUCAAGUGCCAGCUCUGCGAGAAGAGUCCGAAGGAGGCCACCGUAAUGUGCGAGCAGUGCGACGUCUUCUACUGCGAUCCGUGCCGCCUGCGGUGCCAUCCCCCCCGCGGUCCCCUCGCCAAGCAUCGCCUGGUGCCACCGGCCCAGGGGCGGAUAAGUCGCCGCGCGAGUCCACGCAAAAUCUCCACUUGCACGGAGCACGAACUGGAGAAUCUAAGCAUGUACUGUGUGCAGUGUAAGAUGCCUGUGUGUUACCAGUGUUUGGAAGAAGGAAAACACGGCACACAUGAGGUCAAAGCUUUGGGCGCAAUGUGGAAACUGCACAAGGGUCAGCUCUCCCAGGCUCUCAACGGCCUGUCAGACCGAGCCACUGAGGCCAAGGAGUUCCUGGUCCAGCUGAGAAACAUGGUGCAGCACAUCCAGGAGAACGGGGUGGAGUUUGAGGCGUGUUUGGUGGCUCAGUGCGACGCCCUCAUCGACGCCCUGAACCGACGUAAGGCCCAGCUGCUGGCCCAAGUAAACAAAGAGCACGAACACAAGCUGAAGGUGGUUCGGGAUCAAAUCUCCCACUGCACAGUGAAGCUGCGUCAGACCACGGGACUGAUGGAGUACUGUCUGGAGGUCAUCAAAGAGAACGACCCCAGUGGUUUCCUGCAGAUCUCUGAUGCUUUGAUCCGGAGGGUCCACAUGACAGAGAGUCAGUGGGGGAAGGGAACCCUCACCCCGAGGAUGACCAGCGACUUUGACCUCACUCUGGACAGCGGGCCCCUCCUGCAGACAAUCCACCAGCUGGACUUUGUCCAGAUGAAAGUCCCAGCUGCACCGAUGCUCCAGCUGGAAGAAUGCUGCACUCAGAACAACAGCGCCACGUUGUCAUGGAAACAGCCACCGCUCUCCACCAUCGCCGUGGACGGAUACAUCCUGGAGCUGGACGAUGGAAACGGGGGGCCGUUCAGGGAAGUAUACGUGGGGACGGAGACCAUCUGCACAGUGGAUGGGCUUCAUUUCAACAGCACAUACAAGUCCAGAGUGAAGGCCUUCAACGCCAGCGGAGUGGGCCAGUACAGCAAGACACUGAUCAUGCAGACAUCUGAGACUGGACUCCCUCCAUGUGAUAUUCAGUCUAUAGACACAGUUGCUUGGUUCACCUUCGACCCGGCCUCCGCUCACCCAGACAUCAUGUUCUCCAACGACAACCUGACGGUGACAUGCAACAGCUACGAUGACAGAGUGGUCAUGGGUAACACUGCUUUCUCCCGGGGUGUGCAUUACUGGGAGAUGACCGUCGAUCGCUAUGACAACCACCCAGACCCGGCCUUCGGGAUCGCUCGGGGUGACGUCCUCAAGGAUGUGAUGCUGGGGAAAGACGACAAGGCCUGGGCCAUGUAUGUGGACAACAACCGCUCCUGGUUCAUGCACAACAACUCGCACACCAACAGGUGCAGGACGGACGGCGGCAUCAGUAAAGGAUCUACAAUAGGAGUGCUGCUCGACUUCAGUCGCAGGAUCCUCAUCUUCCUCAUCAACGAUGAGCAGCAGGGUCCAGUGGCAUUCGAAGGACUGGAGGGUGCCUAUUACCCCGCUAUCAGCCUCAACCGAAAUGUCCAGGUCACACUGCACACUGGUCUACCCAUCCCUGACUUCUACACCCCUGGGGAGGCAGAUCCGACUGGCUCUGUGUGCUAAAGACUCUCCACCAACCAGUUUGGGAAAACCUGGAGAGGUUCAUCCUGCCACCGAAUAACUAUGAUCCCGCCCUCCUCCCCUCCUCUUCUCUCCCUGACCGACUGACCCCGUGACUCUCUGUAACAGGCCCCAUCCAGCGCUGAGCCAUGCCUUUAUCAUGCCUAAACCUUGGACACAUGGACCAGCCGCAGAACACUGUCAAAACGGACGGUGCUUAGACAUCUGUACCUUGUAUUUUGUCAUGAUACAGAUAAUUUAGGAAGGAGAAAACCUGUUCUGAUCUCAAGCUGAUGGAUCUGGAAUGUUAUAAAUUUCUGUACAGCGAUAAUAAUGUGUGCUUAAAGGAGUAGUUUGACAUUUUGGGGGGAAAAAAAAUGCUUAUUUGCUCUCUUGCUGAGCGUUAGAUGAGAAGACUGAUACCACUCUUAUGUCUGUUCAGUAAAUAUGUACCUACAGCCAGCAGCUGGUUAGCUUAGCUUAGCACAAACAAUGAAAAUGGGGGGGAACAGCUAGCCUGGCUCUGUCCAUAGCUCGAAAAUACCUCUACCAAGACCUCUAGAGAUUAUCUAUUAAAUCAUUAUGUGUCAUUUGUAGCAUAAAAACAAGCAAGAUGAAAACAUGGUAAGCCAGACCAAGCUAGUUGUUUACCCAAUUUCCAGUCUUUAUAUUAAACUAAGCUAAGCUAAGUGACCAAAGGCUGUAGUUCACAUUUAUUUUACACACAAGAUCAAUAUCGAUCUAACUGAGUGUUUCCCAAAUUGUCAAACAAUCCCUUUAAAAGAAGGAGGUUUUGUAAAUGAGUUGAGCAAAAGGAGCCCCCAUCAUACCAUCAACCAACAGUUCUUUAUCCUUCUCUUUUUCAAAAGCAAACACACACACAAUAUAUCUUGUAUUAUGUUUUCCUGCCAUCGGUCACAAACA
Molecule: messenger RNA, 3117 nt
Organism: Toxotes jaculatrix (banded archerfish)
Lineage: Eukaryota; Metazoa; Chordata; Actinopteri; Toxotidae
Gene: trim9
Product: tripartite motif containing 9
Exons: 11
Coding region: 1-2196 (731 amino acids)
Molecular function (GO): protein binding; zinc ion binding
Source: RefSeq, a predicted model, not a curated record